Molecule: messenger RNA, 1194 nt
Organism: Alternaria postmessia
Lineage: Eukaryota; Fungi; Ascomycota; Dothideomycetes; Pleosporales; Pleosporaceae
Exons: 3
Coding region: 1-1194 (397 amino acids)
Biological process (GO): transmembrane transport; monoatomic cation transport
Cellular component (GO): membrane
Molecular function (GO): monoatomic cation transmembrane transporter activity
Source: RefSeq, a predicted model, not a curated record
AUGACAGGCGACACGCAGAAAAGGGAGCAUGCUGGCCAUUCCCACCACCACCAUCACCACGACAACACGUUCCUGCUGUCCAAGAACAAGAAUGACGCUGGCGUGCGCAUCACCAAGAUUGGCCUCUACGUCAACUUGGGCAUGGCCGUCAGCAAGGGCUUUGGAGGCUACGUCUUCAACAGCCAGGCACUCAUCGCCGAUGCUAUCCACAGUCUCACCGACCUCGUGAGCGACAUCAUGACGCUCGCAACUGUCGGCUGGUCCCUCAAGCCGCCCACCAACCGCUUCCCCAGCGGAUACGGAAAGGUGGAGAGUUUGGGCUCGCUCGGUGUCAGCGGCAUCCUGCUUGCAGGAGGCUUCUUCAUGGGCUGGACCGCUCUACUUGCCCUCUGCAAGCAGUUCUUCCCCGAAGCCGCCGAGAUAGCUGAGCACUGGGGGCUUAUACCGCAUCAUCACCACCAUCACGGCAUCGAGGAUAUGGGCCCCAACAUCAAUGCUAUCUGGCUCGCUGCUGGCUCAAUCGUCAUCAAGGAGUGGCUGUACCGAGCGACUCUCAAGAUCGCCAAAGAACGCAAGUCCACCGUCCUCGCUUCCAACGCCUACCACCACCGCGUAGACUCUCUCACCGCUUUUGUCGCUCUCCUCCUAAUCGCCGGUUCAAACGUGCUCAACAACGCAAAAUGGUUGGACCCUGUUGGUGGAUUGGUCAUCUCGCUCAUGGUCGUCCAAGCUGGCUGGGGAAACACCAAGCAGGCGCUCUUAGAACUGGCAGACGUCGGCGUAGACCAGGAGAUGAAGGACAACAUUCGGAAGGCCGCGACUAGCGCUGUCGAGGGCGUCACUACCACAUCGGAGCCAGUGAACGUACGGGCAAUUCAGGGUGUCAAGGCUGGGCAGAACUAUCUUAUGGAUGUUGAAAUUGGCGUAUCAAGUGCGUGGACCAUUGAGCAGACACGCGACGUCGAGAACCUCAUCCGGGAGCGCAUCGGUGCCAAUGUGCGCGGAGUGAAGAAGGUGCGUGUGCGCUUUGUAGCCAACUCGGCGGAGGCACCAGACUUUCUCGAUGAGUUCAUACCUGGCGACCCUACUGCGACACCGAACCCAGCAUCGGAAGGACAACAUGAUCACGACCACGACCACAAUCACGACCAUAAACACGAGACCACCGAUACCGACGCAAGGCGAAGGAAGUGA